AUGGGAAGCUUGAAACACUGGUUGCAGUUUAUGUGGGUUCGUUCAUCCUAAAAUAUCAGAUAAAUUGUCAUUUAUGUGAUAUGACGAGACAGUUAUAGUUACUCCGAAAACGCGGUUUACACCACCCGAGUAGUCCCACGAUGAUAUACCUGCUUGGACGGAUUAAAUGACACGUGCGCACACUGUGUUUAGCGCGAAAACGUAAAUACGACCAACGUGCAGGAGAAACAUGGCUGAAAAUGAUACAAGUCUUUAUCCCCCUUCUCUAAGGGUAAAAUCCGAGGUUUGGAAAUAUUUUGGAUAUCGUAAAAAUGCAGAUGGAUCUAUAUGCGACAACGGUUUCCCUGUCUGUAAAAAAUGUGGCAGACAAGUAGCCGCACAAGGGCGGAACACGUCCAACAUGUUUUCCCAUCUGCGCAGUAAUCAUCCGAUUCAAUUCAGAGAAAUAAGGAAAAUUUCAAAUAAGUUCAGAUCAGCUCUGUACAGGGCAAGAGUCACAAAAGCCAGGUAUCUUGCCGAAAGAAAAGACAGCAGUGAUGAUGUUGAGAUGAAGCAGGAAUCUGCUCCAGUGUACUUCAGCAGUGAAAAUGAAUUCAGCUCUGUGACGCACAACAGCCCUGAGAGAAACCACAGCUGGGUGAAGCAAGAGCCAAAGAAUGAAAUAAUCGAGUGGAAUAAUAUCAAAUCUGAGGUCCCCGCUGCUGCUGAACGGGACGUGUUGAGCAGUGCCAUCUCCACGACGACUCCAGCGGAGGCUUUACCCACAUGUGAUAUGUUGGCCUUUACAAAAAUGAAGUGUCUGCUAGAGAAUAAACAAGAGAAGAUUGACACACUGGAGAAACAGGUGCAGGACCUACAGGAGGAUCGCAAGUUCCUGCGCACACAGAUCGAGAACCUCACCAGCACUCUCUCUGGUUUUGUACGUGAGGGUGUGACAAGAAGAUUUCAAGAAACUUGAACUUACAAGAAAAAACGAAUGGAUUGGUUUCUGUCUAUUUUUUUUAUUUGUACACGGCAUACACAAAUAGUAUACCUAAAUCUGAAAAAGGACUGACUGAAAGCUGUGAUCAUGUGCAUUUUCACUUUAUUCAUCUACGUCUAGCUGUAUGCCCUCACAAAUGAGACAUGAUGCUUGAAUAAUAAAGUGUACUCUGAUACAGUUGCAGACUGAACACACCAGGGGACUGUUGUGCACAUGUAGGGACCUAUAGAAGACAUAUACUGUAGAAGGUAAUAAUAUAUAUAAAAUAUGCUUGUUAUAACACUGGUUUCUACUAAUACUUAUAUAAUAUUGUUUUGUGCAUACUUUUUUAUCCAAAUUUUGUGUAUUAAAUGGGACACACAAAUCUC
Messenger RNA from Triplophysa dalaica, 1350 nucleotides. RefSeq lists its product as uncharacterized. The record is from RefSeq and is a predicted model, not a curated record. Gene Ontology annotation, molecular function: DNA binding. Gene Ontology annotation, cellular component: nucleoplasm. The transcript has 4 exons. The coding region runs from base 230 to 958 and encodes 242 amino acids. NCBI's taxonomy places the organism in Eukaryota, Metazoa, Chordata, Actinopteri, Cypriniformes, Nemacheilidae.